Molecule: messenger RNA, 1629 nt
Organism: Cheilinus undulatus (humphead wrasse)
Lineage: Eukaryota; Metazoa; Chordata; Actinopteri; Labriformes; Labridae
Gene: cryl1
Product: crystallin, lambda 1
Exons: 9
Coding region: 95-1048 (317 amino acids)
Biological process (GO): fatty acid metabolic process
Molecular function (GO): NAD+ binding; L-gulonate 3-dehydrogenase activity
Source: RefSeq, a predicted model, not a curated record
CGUCGUCGAGCAACGUGACACCAAAUAGGCGGUGCAACGAUUCUCAUGGAAUUACCGUAGUAGUUUGUCCGAUCUGAACUCUGUACAGACUGAAAUGAGUUGUUCAGACAUGAAGGUUAUUACCGUAAUUGGCAGUGGGUUGAUUGGACGCUCCUGGUCCAUGGUGUUCAUCAGCGGAGGCUACAAUGUGAAGAUCUAUGACAACCAACCAGGGCAGGCUGCCAAUGCCAUCAAAGAGAUCAGGAAGCAGCUGGAGGAGUUAGAGGGAGCCAACAUGCUGAGAGGUGAGCUGAUGGCCACACAGCAGCUCGCCCUGCUCAGCAGCUACGAUGACUUGGCUCAGGCACUGGAGGGAGCCUUCUUUGUCCAGGAGUGCGUAUUUGAGCAGCUUGACGUCAAGCAGAGCGUCUUCCAGGAAAUCGAGCGUCUUGUUGGAAAAGACAUCAUCCUGAGCAGCUCCACCUCCUGUCUGGUGCCGAGCAGCGUUUUCUCCAGAGUGCAGAACAAGAGUCGCUGUCUAGUCUCCCAUCCAGUAAACCCACCCUACUAUGUCAAACUGGUGGAGCUGGUACCUCACCCCGAGACAACAGCAAUCGUUAUGGACACCACCCACGCCCUGAUGACCAAGGUCGGCCAGGCCCCCGUUCGUCUGAGGAAAGAGAUUGAUGGCUUUGCCCUCAACAGAGUGCAGGCGGCCAUUAUCGCAGAGUCCUGGAGGCUGGUCCAGGAUGGCAUUAUCUCUGUAAAGGAUAUCGACCUAGUGAUGUCAGAGGGGCUAGGAAUGCGUUAUGCCUUCAUAGGCCCCAUGGAAACAAUUCACCUCAAUGCACCAGAAGGUUUGGAAGAUUAUAUGAAACGUUAUGGAGAGGGCAUAACAAGAGUCCUGAACUCCUUUGGACCAGUGCCAGACUUCUGUGGGUCAGGAUCCAAAAGCAUUGCGAAAGAGAUAUGUGAGCUGAUUCCAAAUGACCGGCAGCAUUUAUCAGCCAGGAUCGAGAGGAGAGACCAGCUCCUGAUGGCUCUGUCCAAGCUGAAGAAGGAUCACUGAGGAAAAACAGGAUCGAAAGCCACAAAAAACUCUGAAUUAGACCUUUAACUCAGUAUCAGUCGAAAUUAUUUUGUAUGAUCAUGGCCUUUGCUUGAGAUUUUUUAUCUCUUAGUUUCAAAAUUGUAAAUCAGCUUAAAAUCUUGAACAAAAACUUUGACAUUAGGUUGAUAAAUUGUCUAAAAGGGUAUAUGUGCUUUCUAAGCAAUACAAAUGAUAGCUUGAUGUGGCUUAAAAUAUGGUAUUUUCUCAACAAGGAGCCAUGUUUCUGUUCUUACAGCGCCUUUUAUGGCUAGUUCAAGGACUGGACAUCCAAGGAAUGGUCUCAAAUUCAAACUUUUUCCUCCAAUUUAACUAAAAAUUAGAUAAAUGUGUUUGUAUCUUUAUUUAGAGGCAGUAUUCUGUGUAGUUACAGCACACUGCGAAAUGAUUCUCUGGGAAUGGUCUACCAAUUCUAAGAAACCCCCAAGCUUGUUAUUACUACAUGAUUAUGUUUGUAUAAUUUUUAUAUUCACAUAAUUAAAUGUUUGAUUUUAAACAUUACAGAAUAUAAAACUUUAAAAUCAUAAAUUAAGAGUUUCUGA